This is a messenger RNA of Leptopilina boulardi, 2591 nucleotides long. RefSeq names its product nuclear protein localization protein 4 homolog (gene Npl4). The record is from RefSeq and is a predicted model, not a curated record. Gene Ontology annotation, cellular component: nucleus. The coding region runs from base 129 to 2099 and encodes 656 amino acids. NCBI's taxonomy places the organism in Eukaryota, Metazoa, Arthropoda, Insecta, Hymenoptera, Figitidae. Gene Ontology annotation, biological process: ubiquitin-dependent protein catabolic process. The transcript has 13 exons. Gene Ontology annotation, molecular function: ubiquitin binding; ubiquitin protein ligase binding.
UUAGGUUUUCUGACAAGUUGACUCGACAAUUUUCACGCGCUCGUCUAGGGACUUUUGUGACAUUACAGUUUAUAACAGGGCAAGAGAAGAACAACUUGAACAGCUGAUGCUCCACGAACACCGGCAAAAUGUCAAAAACCAAGCAAAUUACUCUACGUGUACAAUCACCAGAGGGAACGAAACGAAUUCAAGUGAAUGCUGCUGACACAGUAUCAUCUCUUUUUGAAAAGAUAUACGAUGCCUUUGAUCUCAAUAGUUUUGGAUUUGGUCUAUACAAACAACGAAAUUAUAAAGAUGAAAUUAUAUCUUCACGUAGUAAAAGUGUUUCGGAUGUGGGUUUAUCUCAUGGAGAUAUGCUUUAUUUUGCGUCAGUUAAUGGAAGGGUACCAUGGGAUGGUCCAUCAACUAGUAGUUCCUCUAAUAAUAUAACAGAAAUGAGUCAAAUGGACGUAACUCCGAGUACAAGUCGUACUUCUCAGGUUCAACCUGUGAUAAAUUCUUCACGUUCGUCUACAAAUGUUGUUGAGGACGAAGUCGAUUUGCAAUUGUGGAAAUUGGAUGGAAAGAUACAGAGAAAACGGGAUGAGAAAUUCUGUCGACAUGGAUUGAAUGCUUGCUGUGUACAUUGUUCGUCUCUUGAACCAUUCGAUGAAGUAUAUCUCAAAGAGCAAAAUGUUAAACAUCUUUCGUUUCAUGCGUAUCUGAGAAAAUUGACUGCUGGAGUUGACAGAGGAAAAUUUGUGCAACUUGAAGACAUAAGUUGUCGUAUUAAAUCGGGUUGCAAGGAUCAUCCACCAUGGCCUCGAGGAUUUUGUAGUAAAUGUCAACCAAAUGCAAUCACAUUGAAUCGACAACAAUAUAGACACGUGGAUAAUGUCAUGUUUGAAAAUGCAAGUUUAGUUGAACGUUUCUUGAAUUAUUGGCGUAGCACAGGACAUCAACGUGUUGGGUACCUUUACGGAAGGUACGAAAUUCACACAGAUGUUCCUUUAGGUAUCAGAGCAGUUGUAUCCGCUAUCUACGAACCUCCACAGGAAAGUUCUCGAGAUAAUGUAGUGCUUCUGCCAGAUGGAAAAGAAUCAUUAGUGAAUGAGCUAGCUCACUCGUUAAAUCUUCGAAGAGUCGGUUGGAUAUUUACUGAUUUAAUCGCUGAUGAUGUCAAAAAGGGAACUGUAAAGCAUGUGAGAAACAUAGAAAGUCACUUUUUGUCUGCGCAAGAAUGCAUUAUGGCUGGCUACUUUCAAAAUCAACAUCCUAAUCCAUGUCGGUUUUCAGCUAGUGGUAACUUUGGCUCGAAAUUUGUUACAGUUUGCGUUACUGGAGAUAAUAAAAAUCAGGUUCACAUGGAGGGUUACCAAGUUUCAAACCAAUGUAUGGCGCUGGUACGCGAUGGUUGUUUGGUGCCUACAAAAGAUGCACCCGAGCUUGGCUAUGUGAUUGAAUCCUCGGAUAAACAAUAUGUUCCUGACGUUUAUUAUAAGGAAAAAGAUUCGUAUGGAAAUGAAGUUUUGAGAUUAGCAAGACCACUGCCAGUGGAAUAUUUAUUAGUCGAUGUUCCAGCAUCAACUCCUUUGACACCUCAAUUUACUUUCUAUGCUAGUGACACUAUCACUCCGUUCCCUGUAGAAAACAGGCUGGUGGACGGUCAAGUACAAGAAUUUGAUUCUUUAUGUACAUACAUGCAACAAUUCAAUCCUGAUCAGUUUCUUGAAGCAGUAUCUGAUUUUCAUUUACUUCUGUUUAUUACAACGAUGGAUAUGCUACCACUGAAGGAUCACAUGGCACCUCUCUUGGAGGCAAUUCGCACAAAUGAUAGACAAAAAGCCACAAAAUGGGCUCAUUCUGAACAUUGGGCGACAGUUGAACAAUUGAUAUCUGCCACUGCGGCCUCUUCUCAUUCAUCACCUGGAGUGACUUUUGGUAAUACAACCCACUCGUCGUCUUCCUCAGGAAUUGGAGGAAUUGGAAUUGGCGUUGGACCAGGUCCAGUUAAUCCACCUCCAGAACAACCAUUAUGGACAUGUCCGCACUGUACUUUCUUAAAUCCUGGCGAAUUGUCCUCGUGUGAAAUGUGCAGUUUACCAAGGAUGGCGAUGUAAUUUUCUUUUGAAAAUAAAUGGAAACUUGGAAUGUGAAAAAAUCGAAUAAGCGAAUGAUGCCAGGAUCAAAAACGCGUUAAAUAAUCAUUGACUGAUAGUACAGUUUCCUAACUAAGGGAAGUAUCCCCGUACAUUUAUAAAAAAAAAAAUUGCAAUUUGUAAGAAAAAAAAUAAGUAAACAAAAAAGUUUUAACUGUGAUACAGGAAUGAUAAACUUUUUAAAAGAAAAAUAUCAGAUUGUCAUAUUAUGAAAAAUAUUGAUAUUUGAGCUUGAAACAACAUGUGUAGGUGUAAUAUUCAAGUGUAGCACUGAUUAAUUGUGUGUGGGGAAAUUAGAUCUAUUUUGUUGGUACCAAACUUUUAGAAUGAUUUUCUCGUUCAUAUUAUAUAUAUAUAUAUUAUAUAUUAAUAAUGACUUUUUAGUAAUGAAGUGUAUACUUAUUACACAAUCUAUGUAGUUAACAAAUAAAAAAAUUAAGACAUUUUCAUUGA